Molecule: messenger RNA, 4552 nt
Organism: Osmerus eperlanus (European smelt)
Lineage: Eukaryota; Metazoa; Chordata; Actinopteri; Osmeriformes; Osmeridae
Gene: evi5b
Product: ecotropic viral integration site 5b
Exons: 21
Coding region: 328-2790 (820 amino acids)
Source: RefSeq, a predicted model, not a curated record
AUCGGCGACAUUUGUGUACACGUAGUCGGCUCGAUCUGCUGGAUAUUUGAGCUGAUGGAAACUAGCUAGCUUGUUGCUGCUUUUGAACAGCUAGACUGUAUUCAAACAACUACAUUAAAACAAGUUUGUAUGGCAGUCGUACUGCACGGUCCGGUCCAUGGAAAGUUAACCCUUGAAUUUGAGGAUUAAAAACGUUUCAAGUGAAUAUAGCCCAAAGUCCUUACUGUGAACAUCAGCACUCUACAGGUGGCGACAGACAAGGUUGCAGGCAAGCUGAGUUCUACACUCUCAUGGGUCAAGAACUCGGUGUCGCACACGGUCAGUCAGAUGGCUAGCCAGGUGGCCGCGCCCACGUCCUUGCAGACCACCUCCUCCUCCACCUCCCUGUCCUCGCCCGCUCUCUCCCCGUCCUCCCCCGCCCAGCUCAGCCCCGACGAGCUGGAGCUGCUCGCCAAGCUUGAGGAGCAGAACAGGUUGCUGGAGACGGACUGCAAGUCCCUGCGGUCGGUGAAUGGCUCCCGGAGGAACAGCGGCUCCUCGCUGGUGUCCAGCUCCUCGGCCUCGUCCAACCUGUCCCACCUGGAGGAGGACACCUGGAUCCUGUGGGGCCGCAUCGUCAACGAGUGGGACGACGUGCGCAAGAAGAAGGAGAAGCAGCUGAAGGAUCUAGUCAGGAAAGGGAUUGGGAUUCCUCACCAUUUCCGGGCGAUAGUUUGGCAGUUGCUGUGCGAUGCCCAGAACAUGCCCAUCAAAGACCAGUACUCGGAGCUGCUGAAGAUGACGUCGCCCUGCGAGAAGCUGAUCCGCAGGGACAUCGCUCGCACCUACCCCGAGCACGACUUCUUCAAGGAGAAGGACUGUUCAGGACAGGAGGUUCUCUUCAACGUCAUGAAGGCCUAUUCCCUGGUGGACAGAGAGGUCGGUUACUGCCAAGGAAGUGCUUUCAUCGUCGGACUGCUGCUCAUGCAGAUGCCAGAGGAGGAGGCGUUCUGUGUGUUUGUGAAACUGAUGCAGGACUACAGACUGAGGGAGCUUUUCAAGCCCACCAUGGCUGAGCUGGGCCUCUGCAUGUUCCAGUUUGAAUGUAUGAUCCAGGAGCACCUGCCCGAGCUCCACCUUCACUUCCAAGCCCAGAGCUUCCACACCUCCAUGUACGCCUCCUCCUGGUUCCUCACCAUCUUCCUCACCUCCUUCCCCCUGCCCGUCGCCACCAGGAUAUUCGACAUCUUCAUGUGUGAGGGUUUGGAGAUCGUGUUUCGCGUGGGCCUGGCGAUCCUGCAGAUGAACCAGACAGAACUCAUCCAGCUGGACAUGGAGGGAAUGUUACAGCACUUUCAGAAGAUCAUCCCACACCAGCUGGACAGCGGACCAGACAAGGUCAUACAGGCUGCCUAUCAAGUCAAGUACAACGCCAAGAAGAUGAAGAAGCUAGAAAAAGAAUACACUACAAUCAAAACCAAGGAGAUGGAGGAGCAAGUGGAGAUUAAGAGGCUGCGCACUGAGAACCGUCUGCUGAAACAGAGGAUCGACACGCUGGAGAAAGAAAGUGCUUCCUUGGCAGAUAGAUUGAUCCAGGGACAAGUGACGCGAGCCCAGGAGGCCGAGGAGAGCUACCUGGUGAAGCGGGAGCUGGCCACGGUCAGGCAGCAGGGGGAGGACACCAGCGCUCAGCUGGAGCAGGCCCUGGGCGUCAUCAGUCAGCUCCAGCAGCCCCAACGCCACCCAGCGAAGGGAAGCCCCCGCUACAGCGAGGAGUUCACCCUGCAGCUGGAGAGGGAGCUGGUCCAGGCCCGGCUAAAGGAGGCCGAGUCCCAGUGCGCCCUCAAGGAGAUGCAGGACAAGAUCCUGGACAUCGAGAAGAGGAACACGUCUCUGCCAGACGAGUACAACGUGGUGAGACUGCAGGAGGAGCUGAUGGGGGUGAAGCUGCGGGAGGCGGAGGCCGUGACGGGCCUGAAGGAGCUGAGACAACAGGUCAGAGAUCUGGAGGAGCACUGGCAGCGUCACCUGGCGCGCACGGCCGGCCGCUGGAAGGACAGCCCCCGGAAGAACGCGGUGAGCGAGCUUCAGGACGAGCUGAUGAGCGCCAGGCUGCGGGAGGCCGAGGCCCUGGCAGAGCUCCGAGAGGGCCGACAGAGGAUGCUGGAGAUGGAGACACAGAACCAGAUCCAUGGCAACCAACUUCGCCGGGCGGAGCAGGAGGGCAGAGUUUUUCAGGAGCGCAUGGAGUCGCUGACCAGCCAGAACAAGGGUCUGCUCCUGCAGCUGCAGGAGUUCAAACGCAAACAGGCCGAGAUCGAGUGCAAGAGCAAGGAGGAGGUGAUGGCAGUGAGGCUGAGAGAGGCGGACAACAUUGCCGCGAUGGCCGAACUCCAGCAACAGGUCUCAGAGUUGGAGAUACAGAAGGAAGAAGGGAAGGUCCAGGGGCAGCUCAACAACACAGAUUCAAGCCAGUACAUCCGCGACCUGAAGGACCAGAUAUCGGAGCUGAAAGACGAGAUCCGCUGUCUAAAAGGCCAGAGGGGCGUGGUCAAGACGCCCACUUUUGACGGGAUCCACAUCGUCAACCACUACGUGGUGGAUGACGAGUCGUACCAGUCCUCCGACGAAGACGGAGUCCGGGGCCCCGCUCACCUGGGCCCCGCCCACCUGGGCCCCCAGACCACCAGCAGUAGCAGUCGCCUCAGACUGCACCCCGACCUGGGGGACUCUGACAGUGAGGACGAGGAGGACGAGGGCCUGCGUCUGUCCGUGCCCUCCAACGGCAACCACAAGACCACCACGGUGUGACCGGGCCCGGGGGGGGCGGGGCCCCGCAGGACUCGUCACUCGCGGGGGGGAAGCAGGAUUGGUUGGCUGCUCUGGGAGAACGCACGGGCUAGGACUCGACAGCGGAGAAUGCUCCAAAUCGAUCGUGUCACACUUUUAGGAAUCAUGUUAGAAUCACACCUGUGGAGUUUUCCCUCUGUUUGUAUUUGUCUGAGUUAACCGUUUUUUGUUGUUGUUUUUUUUGUUUUUGUGUCCUUUUUUUGUAAUUUAUGCCAAAACCUUUCAGCUGAAUAUAUCAAUGCAGUGCUCUGGGCAUUGACAGUAUAAGAGAGGAGCACCAACCAGGUUUGAGAUUUCUAAGCACCCCAGACCCAUCUUGGUGGGCUGAGCCUAUCCCAGCUAAGCAACCAGCAGGCCACGCCCCUCCCUCAGCCCCACAACUAGGUACAACACAGAGACUAUCUAAUGGAACGUUACGUGGAUUACAAUUACACACUUCAUUCAAUUUUUUAUUUUAUUUUUUUGUCAAUGUAACGUUUUAGGUAAACACCAAUAAUAAAUGUCUCCUUUUCUAAGUGACCUAUUAAGGCGGAACAUGAGAGAGAGAGAUGUUUGUCACUAAUGUAGUACUAAUGAAUCUGUCAGAGAGCCCAGCAUCAAAGCAAGACCCUAUCAACCAACGCAGAGUUGGAGAGAGUUGCCUGUUGGCCUGAGUGUGUCCCACAGGAGGUCAGGUUGAAUCUUGCAUCUGUGUACAUAUGUAAAUGUGCUUGUAUUGUCUUUUUCCCUCCCCCAAUUCCAUUUUAACUUGAAAAUAUGUAUCUAAUGAUGAAUUCUUGCAUAUCUGAUGUUUAUAAUGUAUUGUACGAUUCAGACGAAAGGGACUUUAUUUCUGUAGUUGGAGGUCUUGUUAAUGAGGCCAUCGGGGGCUGGUUCGCAUUUUUUCCACAAACAUUGUGUCUUUGUACAGCACGUUUUUUCAGAUCGCAUUCAUGUAUGUAGCAGGCAGGACGAGUCCUGACUGAGGAAUAACGGAUCACUUAACUUUAUUGGAAUAUCUUGGCAUGCUGUGUUAUGGGAGCAUGAUACUAGUUAAAGUGAAUCAUCUACACAUCAAGAGGAGAAAAGUAAUGCUGCUUAUGUCAAGUGGGCAUCCAGAUCAUCUGGGGAACAUUCGACUUAGACAACGUUGUGCAAAAGUGUAUUGUACACGCCUUCUGACUGUAUCACGGUCCCGGGGGAACAUUCAUACCGGUAGAGGAGUGUUUUACAGCAGACAGUUGUCUGAAAAUACAGAGAGUUAAGGUUCACUAUGGAGAGAUGAAGCAUUGUCUAAUGUUACUAAAGUCCAUGUCUUUUUCAUAGGCCCUGUUGUUAAGUUAGCUCCAUCACUGUCACACAAAAUGACAGUUAUCUAUAAUAAGGCCAUCAGACUCUCUAAAUUAUUACAACACUAAACAAGUGCCCCCGUUUCCAGUUAAGACUAGCUGUGAUUGAAUCCAAACCACAACCUAUCAGACUGGUCUUGGGAUAGUCAGAUAUGCUGUAGGUUCAGCUACCAGAAUGCACUGCUAACUUCUUUUUUUGAGUGUGCUAAUGCGAUCACCGAUGGAAUAAGUUGCUUGGAAGAGGCAUGCGUUUUCAGGCACUUUCAGACAGUGUGGAAUGCAGUACGGACAGAUCAGCGUGUGGCUGCCCUUAACACUAUGGAAUGAUUAUCACACUGAAAACGUGUGACAUUGUUGUGUGUGAUGAGUUCACAAAUAAACUAUUUGAUAAAUUA